AUGGCUCUGCAUGGCAUUGGUGUCUGCAGCAGCUCUCUGCACAGCACCAUCCUGAUGCAGUGUGAGUCCGAGCCAGCAAACACGUCUGCAUGGCUGGAUGUGGGGGGUGCAACUGCGAUUCCUUCCCUGUGCACAGGGACCUGGGUGCCCAGCCCCGCAGACAGGGCCAUGCAGCACCCUGCCGCAGGACGGGGCCUCCACCAGCAGCAUGUGGCAGCUUUGCAGCAUCAGGGCAGCGAGACUGCACACCACCAGCCCCCUCCCACUCCCACGGCCCCAGCCCCAGCCAGGCACCAGCCAGCAGUGGGGAGACUCCUCACCCCGUGCUUAGCUGGGACUAUGAGCUGGAUGUGUGCCAGAGCUGCCAUCAGUCAGCCAAACCCACCACACGGAGCCAGCUGCGAAGAGGAAACAGCCCACAGCCCUGUGCUGGUGACUCGGCGAGUGUUUCGGAUCUGCAGCCCACCCCGAACAUUGUGCCACCCAUCUGAGGCCAAGCGAGAACAACUCCCCGGAAGCGCCGCCGGUGCCGGUGCCGGGCGGGCGCCACGUCAGGCGGGGCGGGGCUGGAGCAGCGGGAUGCGGGCCGGGAUGCGGGUGCUGGCCGUGCUGCUGUGCGCGCUGCGGGCCGGCGGCACCGAGCUGACCUUCGAGCUGCCCGACAGCGCCAAGCAGUGCUUCCACCAGGAGCUGGAGCGCGGCCUCAAGUUCACGCUGGACUACCAGGUGAUCACCGGGGGACACUACGACGUGGACUGCUACGUGGAGGACCCCAACGGCAGGACGAUCUACAAGGAGACCAAGAAGCAGUACGACAGCUUCCCGCACCGUACCGAAGUCAAGGGCGUCUACACCUUCUGCUUCAGCAAUGAGUUCUCCACCUUCUCCCACAAAACCGUCUACUUCGACUUCCAGGUGGGCGACGAGCCACCGAUCCUGCCCGACAUGAGCAACCGCGUCACCGCCCUGACACAGAUGGAGUCCGCCUGUGUCACCAUCCAUGAGGCUCUGAACACAGUGAUCGACUCCCAGACUCACUACCGCCUGCGGGAAGCACAGGACCGGAGCAGAGCCGAAGACCUCAACGGCCGGGUCUCAUACUGGUCGGUCGGGGAAACCCUCAUCCUCUUUGUGGUCAGCAUUGGGCAAGUGAUGCUGCUCAAAAGCUUCUUCACCGAGAAGAGACCCGGCAGCAGCGGGGCCAGCACCUAGAGCCGCAGCCAUUCUGUGCCCAAACUGCGCGGGGGGAGUGGGCAGGCAGCAUUCUCCUGGGUCACGCUUUACCUCUGUUUUUCACAAGGUGCUGCAGUGGGGAGGUGGCUGGGGGGGAGCAGGGGAUGAUGUGACACUGCUGAGCCAGGUGGAAAAUGGUCACCCAGGCAUGGGCAACCCCCAGCCAAUCCCCCCAGCAUCACCUCCCGCUUUGCUUUCGCCUGCCCUGCGGCCCUGUCCCCUCGCCCAGCUGGUCUGUCGCCACUCGCCAGCUCCACCAGGGAAGCGGGUGGGUGCGCUGGGGUUUGGCAUCAACACUCUGGUCCCUUGUCUGACGCCUGAGGCACCUUCAGAGCCCGAUGUGACUGCAAGGUGCAGCCCAGCAUCCAGCAAGGCCACACGCUGCCCGCACACACCCAGCAGGACAGGGAGCUCUGCCCAGGCCGGCGAAGGGAUGGGGCAAUGCCGACCCACCCAGCGCCCACCUCCGGAGCACUCCUGCCCCCAGCCAAGUGCUGUUAGUCCACAGCAGAGCUGCCCUGCAGGCUGCAAGCUCUGUGCCUGCAGGCAGAGGAGCGGUGAGCACAGCUCCCCUUUUUUCCCUAGGCCAGGGUCAAAGCCAGCAGCAGCGUCCCAGGAGCCACUGGCUCAAAAACAGAGGCAAGGUUUCAGCAGGGGCUUUUGGCUUGGUGGUUUCCAUUGCUUUGCAAGCCCCCAUCCUAACAGCGAAGCAUUUCCCAGGCCCUCCUCUGCCAUGAAAGCAAGCGGCAUGCCCCAUACAAGAUGGUAUUUUCAUACUUGCACGAGUCCACUUGGCUACCCCACGCAUCCCACUGUGCCCAGCAGACAGCAGGAGCGGGCACGGCUCUGCCUCACCCGUGCCGAGGAAGCCCCAUCCCCACUGUAGCAGCAGCAAGGAACCCCCACGCCCCUGGGACUGCAGCCCUGUUCCCUGGACCCCCCACAAAACAGAGACCCCCACAAGACCCCUUGGGAGACCACCCUGUGCAAGACCCCUGGGGAGACCAGCGCGCCAGCCACCACCGCCAGCCCUCGAGCGGGCACGGGAUCGCUCCUCGGGAGCCGGAGCAGCACCACUGGCGUUUUACUUUGCCACUUCGUAAUAAACCCCUGCGACCAUG
Harpia harpyja (harpy eagle) is the source of this 2354-nucleotide messenger RNA. RefSeq names its product transmembrane emp24 domain-containing protein 9-like. Gene Ontology annotation, cellular component: Golgi apparatus; endoplasmic reticulum; COPI vesicle coat. Gene Ontology annotation, biological process: Golgi organization; intracellular protein transport; endoplasmic reticulum to Golgi vesicle-mediated transport. Bases 1 to 1212 code for a protein of 403 amino acids. The record is from RefSeq and is a predicted model, not a curated record. The transcript is spliced from 4 exons. NCBI's taxonomy places the organism in Eukaryota, Metazoa, Chordata, Aves, Accipitriformes, Accipitridae.